AUGCUGGAAGAUGAAAUGACAUCUGUUGUAACGCAACGGGAAAUUGACGUGAAUGAAAUAGUGGGAGAAAAUGAUAAUGAUAAGUUACCAAAUAUAUUUCUAGAUGAUCCAGAUAGAUUUGCAGAAGGUGGUAGAGAAGCAUAUACCGUAUUAUUAGGCUCAUUUCUAGGUUUGACGGGUGUAUUGGCAUUUGUGAAUUCAGCUGGAGUGGUGGAAAAUUAUAUCCAAGAUGUAUUAUUGCCAGAUGUUCAAACUUCAACUAUAGGAUGGAUAUUCUCCUUAUUUAAUUUCCUAGGUUUUGGUUUAACGAUUAUCCUGGGACCUGUGUUUGAUAAAAUAGGUUGUAAGAUCCCCAUCGCUAUAGGGACAGUAUUAUUGACUUUAGGACUUAUUUUCGCCUCACUUUCAACUGAGAUAUAUCAAUUAAUCUUGAGUUAUGGUAUAUUGGGUGGACUUGGGAUUUCAUUGACGUUUGGGCCAUUCGUUGGAGUUUUAAGUCAUUAUUUCUUAAGAAGAAGAGCUAUGGCUAUAGGUUGUGCAUAUAUUGGAGGAGCUAUUGGAGGGGUCGUAUUCCCUGUUAUGUUUAGAGCUUUAUUCCCUAAACUUGGAUGGGGAUGGACAGUCAGAAUUGGAGCAUUUAUAUGUUUUACAUUAUUAACAGCAGGUUGGUUGUUGGUUAGAGAUAGACAUUUAGAGUUCAGAGAUGAAACUAAUACUGAUACGAUCAGCAAACAAAUUUUAAAAUCAAUUGAUUUUAGAAUAUUUAAAAAUAAAGUUUAUACAAGUUUAGUACUUGCAUUAUUAGGUAAUGGGUUUGCAUUUUUAAUUACCAUGACUUAUUUACCAUCUUACGCAUCUGCAUUUGGUUAUUCUGCUUCAGAUUCAUAUUUAUUACUAGUAGUAUUUAAUUCAUUAUCUAUACCAGGAAGAGUUAUACCGUCUUAUAUUGCUGAUAAAUAUGGUCGAUUCAAUGCUGUUUGUAUCACAUCAACUAUUUCAACAUUAGCAUUUUUCUUGAUUUGGGUUAAUCGAAAAUCAGGACAUACCCUAGGAGGUUUAUUUACAUUUGCUGGUAUAUUUGGAUUUAGUUCAGGUUCAAUCUUAUCCUUAACUCCAGCUACUAUAGGGCAGAUUUUCAAAGUUGAAAAAAUCGGAGCUGGGAUUGGUACGGCCUUUUUUGUGUUAUCAUUUGGUGAUUUGAUUGGUAUACCGAUUGGUGGAGCCAUCACUAAUCCAAAGACAAAAGAAUCAUUUGAUAAUUUGGUUAUCUUUGUAUCCUUAUGUUCAUUAUGUGGUACAAUUGGAAGUUAUACAGCUCGAUAUUUAUAUGCUGGAUUCAGACUCGCAAGAGUUUAG
Molecule: messenger RNA, 1356 nt
Organism: Scheffersomyces coipomensis
Lineage: Eukaryota; Fungi; Ascomycota; Pichiomycetes; Serinales; Debaryomycetaceae
Exons: 1
Coding region: 1-1356 (451 amino acids)
Biological process (GO): transmembrane transport
Cellular component (GO): membrane
Molecular function (GO): transmembrane transporter activity
Source: RefSeq, a predicted model, not a curated record